Molecule: messenger RNA, 633 nt
Organism: Enterobius vermicularis (human pinworm)
Lineage: Eukaryota; Metazoa; Nematoda; Chromadorea; Rhabditida; Oxyuridae
Source: the annotation of a GenBank genome assembly
AUGCCUGUCUAUACAUAUUUAACAGUAACGCCAUGGAAACCUUUGGUGGAUAAUCAGUGCUUAAUUAUUCCUACUGCUCAUUAUUCAUGCACCGUGUCACUUGAUGAGGAUGUCUACGAUGAAAUGCGCAUUUGGCGGAAGGGCCUUGUCGCAAUGUGGAAGGCUGAUGAUAAAGACUGUAUUUUUGUUGAAACAGUGAAAAAUGCAAAACACCGAAGACAUAUGGCUGUGGAAUGCAUUCCAGUACCAAUGGAGAUUGGUGAAACAGCACCUAUUUACUUCAAGAAGGCCAUUGAUGAAAGCGAAACAGAAUGGUCGCAUAAUAAAAAGUUGAUUGAUUUGGCAAAAAAAAGUGGUGAUAUUCGUAAAGCUAUUCCAAAAGGGUUUUCUUAUUUUGCCGUUGAUUUUGGUCUUCAAGCUGGAUAUGCUCAUAUUAUUGAAGACGAAGGACAUUUUCCAAAUUACUUUGCUCAUGAAAUAAUUGGAGGCAUGUUGGAUUUACACCCGAACACUUGGCGUAAAAGUGAAACGUUAAGUACUGAGUCUCAAAUCGCAAAUGCCAAACGAUUGAAACAGCAGUGGAUGCCGUUCGACUGGACUGAAAGAGUGAAGAGUUCCAUCUCUGCUCAGUGA